GGAGAACCACCUCCAGACUUUUUGUUCUAGGACCUCCGUGAUUAUCAACAAAAGAUGCCAAUCAGACAGCCUUAGCCAAAUGACUGAAAGCCCAGUUAAAAAAGAAAAGAAAGAAAAAUCAGGUUUAAGACACAAGAAAAAGGAACGCAGCAAACCACAGCGCAGGAAAACUGGGCGCACACAGGCACGUAGGCUCCCCUGCAUGGAAACAGCAGGUUGUAACCGACUACCCGGAGAACGCGGAGCACCCCAGACAGGAACUUUAAAAGGAUUGAAAUCUGUUGCCUGUUCCACUAGGAAUAUUGUUUGCAAGGCACAAGGUGUCUUUUGGUAGUGAGUACCCUGUGCGCAUGCGCAGGUCCAUUCGGGAAUUACUGCCCAGCCGCCGACUAAGUUGCAUUCCUUGAAUCUUCGCAGAAAAGACAAUUCUUUCAUCAGAGUUAGUAAUGUGGACAGUACAAAACCGAGAGAGUUUGGGGCUUCUUUCUUUUCCCGUGAUGGUUGCCAUGGUUUGUUGUGCACACAGCUCCAAUGAACCCAGCAACAUGUCAUACGUCAAAGAAACAGUGGACCGACUGCUCAAAGGAUAUGACAUCCGCUUGCGGCCGGACUUCGGAGGGCCCCCGGUGGACGUCGGGAUGCGGAUCGAUGUCGCCAGCAUAGACAUGGUCUCGGAAGUGAACAUGGAUUAUACACUCACCAUGUAUUUCCAGCAGUCUUGGAAAGACAAGAGGCUUUCAUAUUCUGGAAUCCCAUUAAAUCUGACCCUCGACAACAGGGUAGCUGACCAACUCUGGGUACCAGACACCUACUUUCUCAAUGACAAGAAAUCAUUUGUGCAUGGGGUCACAGUGAAAAAUCGAAUGAUAAGGCUGCAUCCUGAUGGAACUGUCCUCUAUGGACUACGGAUCACAACCACCGCAGCAUGCAUGAUGGAUCUUCGAAGAUAUCCUCUGGAUGAGCAAAACUGCACCCUGGAGAUUGAAAGUUAUGGCUACACCACCGAUGACAUCGAGUUUUACUGGAAUGGAGGAGAGGGAGCAGUAACCGGGGUCAAUAAAAUCGAGCUUCCUCAGUUUUCAAUUGUUGACUACAAGAUGGUGUCCAAGAAGGUGGAGUUUACAACAGGGGCAUAUCCACGACUAUCACUAAGUUUUCGUCUAAAGAGAAACAUCGGUUACUUCAUUUUGCAGACCUACAUGCCUUCCACACUGAUUACAAUUCUGUCCUGGGUGUCAUUUUGGAUCAACUAUGAUGCAUCUGCAGCCAGAGUCGCACUAGGAAUUACCACGGUGCUGACAAUGACAACCAUCAGCACUCACCUCAGGGAGACUCUGCCAAAGAUUCCUUACGUCAAAGCAAUUGAUAUCUACCUGAUGGGCUGUUUUGUGUUUGUGUUCCUGGCUCUGCUGGAAUAUGCUUUUGUAAAUUACAUUUUCUUUGGGAAAGGCCCUCAGAAGAAGGGAGCAAGCAAACAAGACCAGAGUGCCAAUGAAAAGAAUAAACUGGAGAUGAACAAAGUCCAGGUCGACGCCCAUGGCAAUAUUCUCCUCAGCACCCUGGAAAUCAGGAAUGAGACCAGCGGCUCCGAGGUGCUCACAGGUGUGAGUGACCCCAAGGCCACCAUGUACUCGUACGACAGUGCCAGCAUCCAGUACCGCAAGCCGCUGAGCAGCCGUGAGGGCUUCGGGCGCGGGCUGGACAGGCACGGGGUGCCCGGCAAGGGGCGCAUCCGCAGGCGCGCCUCGCAACUCAAAGUGAAGAUCCCUGACUUAACUGAUGUGAACUCCAUAGACAAGUGGUCCCGAAUGUUUUUCCCCAUCACCUUUUCUCUUUUUAAUGUCGUUUAUUGGCUUUACUAUGUACACUAAGGUCAGUCUCAUGGUUUCGUUUAGACUCUCUUCCUUGGCUUGUUUUCUAACCCCACAGGUUCCCAACAGCGCUCACUGCUGUGGUUUUUGAGGUAAGAGAUUCAGCCAUGCAAUUGGUUUUCGUGUCAGUGUUUAUUACCACACCAUGUUUACUUCAACAACAACAACAACAACAAAAGGGUAUUUUUUCCUGUCUACUGUGGUCCAGGUUAUUAGCUCUGUAAGAGUUCCGUCGAUUGCUUUGUUUACAAACACAAGAGAGAGAGGUAGAUGGGUGGUAGCUAAUGUUGGCAGUCUUUCCCAGUUGCCCUGGAUCUUACCGAAUAAUUUGAAAAUGAAAAUGUACAAUGGACCUUGCUGUCCACCUGCACUGUGUUCUGAGUAAACUGUAAUCAUCUCAUUCUGCCAAAAACAAAACAAAAAAAAUGUUUUAAUAACAAGAAAAAGAAAAAAAAAAACCUAACUUCAGCAUCUCAGAAGAAUAAAGCCAUUGAUAAGCUGCAGGUUUCCAGGAAGUGGGGAUAUAAUACUGACAGUUUCCCUCCCCUCUGAAGUUCUCCUGAGUCCCUUGAAAAGGCUUCUCAGCUCUAUAGAAGAGGGACAUCAAAGCUAGUGUCAGUCACCUUUUCUCCCAAACUCACCCUCCAUCCAACAAUGACCAUGGAUAUCCUUACCAAUGCUUCUUUCUCAAACUGCCCAGAUGUUCAAAGUUAGUAUUAGAAUCCAGCCUGAUCUAACUGGUAGUCAGUCACUGAGAACAUUUUUCUUUUCUUCUCAAGAAUAAAGAGUUUCGGGGACAAUCAAUAUUUUUCUGGCUGGCCGUUAUAGAAAGCAGCCCUGACUCUCCUUCAUGAGCCUUAGAAUCUCCUGAUGCCAUGAAACCAUGUGAUCAUAUUUCCACAGUUCCUGCUCCAGAAAAAGGAGAGAGAGGAUAUGUGGGGUCCAGACGCCAGUGAGGGAUUUGAAGGAGGUAGAGACAAUUUUUUUUCUCAAGGAAAAUUUAUUUCUCUGAGAAAGGCAAGACUUACAUGUUAUGAGAAGGGUGCCUGAGCAGUUAUCCACACUGCCAAGUCUUAAGUCAAAUUGUAUGUUUUGCUUAGCCUUCCAGAGAGCAGCAUCUAAUGGCAACAAACUCAUCACACAGGACUCGACUGGAACUUCUUUAUUUUGUUCUCUGAGCUCUGCUCUCAAACUACAAAAUGGAUGGCCCAGGAAAUGCUCAUCCACCACGUCAGUGUCUUCCUCCAAAGCCAGAUUUCCAGCUUAAAAAAAAAAAUCUUUAUUAAAGCAAAAUCACAGAAAGAGAAGAAACUCAUAAUGACAAAAUACCGAGCCUUUAACCAUGCACACCAGCCCCUGAAGUGUGGACCCUGCCUGUCUACACUCAUUAAUCACUGUCAUUAUUGCACAGCCUCUUCUGUGCUCAUGGAUGACUCUGGGUCGUGGUUCUCAUGACUUUCAGUAAGGCAACACAAUUCUAAACAUGCUCAACAAGCUGCUGUUGAGUUCUUCCCAUUUUGUGUCAUUAAAACCUCAUUUUCUUUCGGAAUGAGCUUGUCAAAUUAUAUAUGUUUAUUUGCAAGGUUGAGUGAGACCACAAAUUGACUAACCACGGAUGGAGGCCAUUUUGGUACAGGACCCAUGCACGGGAUGAGGAAAUGAAGGAGUAAUCAGGAUGACUGCCUCAUUGGAUAGUCUGGCUCUCCUCUCAGAAGAGAAUCAAUGUGCAGAGUAGUGGGAGCUGCUACAAUUACUGCCACAAUGGGAAAGGGAAAGCUGAAAUUCCUAUGAAUGAGCCCAAGGGGAGAAUAGGAAAAAAUACAGUUAGAAAGCAAGAGGAAAAGAGAAACCUUAAAUGAGUGAAUGGGGCUAGAUGUAAUAACAGACACUAGUAAAAAUAUAAAAGUCCCACCACACCUUUAAAAAACAAAAACUGAUCACAGCAAUUUCUUGAAGAGUGCUGGGAUUUUGAGGACAAAUUCUCACUUAGGUUUUUAGGAAGUGUGAACACGCUUCCCAGGCUGAGCAAUCCUCAACCUGUGGUCACGGGGUCAUCCAUGCAUGGAAAGCUCUGCUCAGUUCUCAGCAGGCUGAGAUGCCUUGCCAUGGAUAAUGCCAGGACAGAGUAGAACGUGGUCCUGUCUGUAACGGGAGCUUCCUGUUGCCUAUAAAGACUCAGGAACCACUUUGCAGUCAUUUAGUUUAAACAUUAGAAAGGGAAAUUAGGUGCCUGAUGCUGAACAGAAAUUAAUCAUUCUGAUGUCAAAGCUGUUUAAAAGGCUUUUAAGACAGGAAUACUGAAUCUAGAGAAGUAUCUACUUAAAUCUUCUCAUAAAAGAUUGUGAUAAUUUGUUUUUUCAGUACUACAUUUUCCUUUUUAAAAUCUAAAGUGAUUUUGUUAUAGUUUUAGAUAUAAAGCAUCUUCAAAAAAAACAUUUUGAACUCCUACAUUUUAACCUUUUAAAAUGUAAAAGUGAUUAGACCUGAAAUGCCCACUGGGCAUGAAUGGUAUGGGGAUCACAGCCAUGAUUAUGCAAAUCCGAUCAAAUGGCUUUGAUCUCAGAGGCAAGGGAAGCCCACAGCAUUGAAAAGCUGUCGUGCUUAUGGGUCACGAUCUUUGUCCUAACUUCUGAACACAUCCCGGACUAAUCCUUUCCUCUCUGCUCCCUUCACAAGCCAAACACUGACAGGGAAGCACCUUUCUUCUCUGGCUUUCUUCCUCUUCUUGCCCUAAAUGUUGUAAAUAGAACAUAAAAGUUAUUAAACAUUCUGAAAUGUCCUCACACUGGCCCCCAUUCUUGAAAGAUUCAGAUUACAUUAUACAAAGGUUAUUGUUAUUAUUGAGUUGAUUUCUUUUGCCCUGGAAAUAGCCAAAAUCCCCUGCAUCAAGGAACAGAAGAAACUGAAACCGCAAGACUCCCUUAUGCCCCAUUUACACCCAGAGAGCCCCAUAUUUCACAGUUCAGCUGUGGGACAGAUUGUGUGGAAGACUUACCCUGCUGUGAGCAAGGGAGACAUCACACCUUUUACUUAACAAUGCUGACUGCACACUUAUCCCUUCUUCUCAGAUUUUUUUUCCUUGGCUGGAAAUGUCAGAUGUUCCUUCCAGUUAGCAGUUCUCUGAGGCAAAGACCCAGGUAAAGGCUUAUUUCUGCUUGAAUAAUCCAGGAUUAGUAUCUCCAUCUCCUCUGUUGCCAAAUAAAAACAGCAGCUGGCAGACACGUCUGCUGAGUGAAUAAGCUGUGUUUGUGCACACACCACCUUUAUUGUGCAUUACAGUCAGUGAUGGAUCUUAAAAAGUCAAUGAAAAAAAUGUGGUGCAGAGAAAAAGAGUAAUAGUUCCAGGGUCCAAAAGGCUGGGAUUUCCUUAAAAAACAAGUCAUAGAAAAUUGACAAAAUUCCAUUGUCCUAAAGUCAACAACUAUUUUAUGAAUGUUUGUUUAGAAAGGGUUUGACUACAAUCUGCCAAGUUAAACCAAAAAGAUACAGGCUAGUCCUUCUAGAAGGAAACGGUCUCCAAGAUUUCUCCUGUCCAAAAUUUUGAAUAGUAUCUUGUCAAAGGGGGGUGCGCUGCCGUUUGUUUAUUAAAGUAUAAUGACAUAUCCUAGGAAGGGGUGAAAGGAGUGUGCAAGCGUUGGCUCAAGAUGGUUCAGUCAGCAGUUUCUGGGUUGAACUGAAGAGACAAACAUACAUCUGAAAAAAAAAAAAAAACGCAAAGGUCCAUUUGUUUUUGGAAUGUAGAGUACUGUGUAAAAUUCCUUGUAAAUUCUGUACAUAGUUCACUGAACUGUUCCCUGUGGUGUGGUGGUCCUCAACUUUGGGUGGAUGUUUGAAAAACCUGAGCACUGUAAAUAAUGUAAGCUUACGAAGCAUUUGCUUUUAUUCAUAAAGUGAAAUGAUUAGUGAUUUGGGCCCAAACCAGAAUCUCUCCAGCUCUUGCUCUUUCAUGCAUUCAGUCAUGUGACUCUGCUGUAAGCCAUAGCCAGGUGUCUGUGAUCACUGCCUCAUGCCUUUACCCACUCAAAGGGACAGCAGCUGCCUAGAAGGCUGCCAACCUGUGGGGCCAAAGAACAGAGCACCAGCAGAAACCGGAACCGGAGCAAUCUGCUCCUUGAACAGUCAUGAAAAGCAGAUACGCUGUUUUCAGUCACUGUGGCUAUUUGUAUCAAGGACUGAAUUACUGAUGCUGCUUCAGGGGUCAGGGAUGGAGGGGAUGCUCAAAAUCCACAGGUAAUCCAAAGCUUAGUCUACACCAAUAGCUUUAGCAUCUAACUUCUUUUCCACUACAUUUUCUAGAACUUCUAAUAAGACUAGAAAUGAAUAGAAUUGAUGGGUUUGAUCAGGGUGAACAAUAAAUAUCCACAGGAUAGGCAGGGGUACAGGGAGAGACAAGAAAUGUCCUGGAUAGCACCAGGUGGCAGACACAUACCCGAAAGGUACAGAGGUAACUAUGUCCUUACUUUUAAAGGUAGAGAAAAAUUUUGGUAUGAACUGAUCAAGGAGGCAAACACAGGUAUUUAACUUGGGGGAAGGGUAUGUGCAGUGUGAGCUGCUUGAAUUUGAAGAACCUGGUAAUUAAAAGGUUCCAGAUAUUCUUUCCUCCAAGUUUUCUGAGUUCUUUCAAAAGUCUUCAAGAUGUGGGCUGUUAUGGCACGGAAUGUGUUUCCAUGCAAACUGGCAAUCCCAGAGAGAGUGACAACACCAAAAGACAUUCAAAAUAUCCAAACCAUUGAAGACCGAGAUUGGUUUCUCAGUGUUAGAGAAAAAGGUGCCCUCCCUGGAGGUAAAAUCCUUUGUGUCAUUUUACAUGGUAGCAGAGUAUACAUGGGGAACUAUUAUUUUGGGACAUUUUAAUUCCAAGAUGUGACCCACAACCACCUGAACACACCUUGCUGGAACUAAUCCAUUCUGCCAAUUUUCAGGUUAGAACACACUGUGAUUUUUACCUUAGCUUUUCUUCAGAUAACACAUCGGCUAGAAUGAUUGAAAGUGUAAUUGUUGGGAGCUGCAGCAAGCAUUUGAUAGAAAUUCCUUAUAAUAAAUGAAAUACAAAACAGAAAAUAUUCAAUUCCUAGAAGGGUAGGAAUGAGGAUUCUGUGUUUGUUUUGACACCUCCCAUGGCAGGAAUUACCCAUUAAAAUUGAAGCAGUCUAACAGAUUUUUCUUGUUUCUCUUUUACCUAUUCAGAAGUCUUUGGCAUAUUAAGGGACUUGCAUCAAGGGACUCAGAACCAUUUUUUAUUGGAUCCCAAACCUCUUGGUAUCAUGGAUUUAUCACACACACACACACAAAAAAAAAAAAUUCCAAUGGGAAUUCAAAUUGGGAAAAUUGAUACUCCUGAACCAGUUGAGAAGGAAUUCCACUCUCCAAAGCAACAAUCCCUGUAUAUUCUGUCCUGUGGACAAUCAAAACAAGUCAGUACACACCAGAGAGAUCAAAUAACCUAUUAUAUUUGCCUUAGGGAUACAGGGUCACAGAUACAUUCAUUAAAAUAGUCUCAUUCCAAAGCCAAAGGAUGAUCCAGAGCAAUAUUAUUACCUGGCUCUUGCCUCUUCCUGGGUUUCCCUUUGAGGAGAAACAGGAAAGAGGAGACACUCCCAAAUAUAUUUUUAUAUGUUCAAGUAACUAAAACAUUAUAUGUGUAUUUUGAAAUUUUGGAUUUUAUAAAAUAGAUGAACUUCUCUGUCUUAUUCUUUCCCAACUACAUACCCAAAAAAAUCAAUUCCUUUACUUAUUGCCCAUCUCAUUUCCAAAGCUCAUAUGCUAUCUUGCUCAUAUUUAGAUGGCAGCUUCAAUCUUUGAACUUACAUUGUAUUUCUUCAUUAAAUUCACAAACAAAAAAAUUAUAAUUCUUCCCAAUUUCUACUCAUAAUGCCUUUAAAAGGUCUUCAGAGGCAAAUCUUUUAAUUGUGGCCACCUCUGAAGACCCUUGAAUUAUUUUUAUUUGUUUUUUAAGAGUACACAUGUUUACAAACAUCUUCUCUCUCCCAACUUUUUUCAGAAUACAGUAGAAAUGAAAAUAAUGAGCUUAGACCUGUGAAUGAUUAUGUUAUCUAUACAAUAUACCAUACAAUAUGCAUUAUAAUAUUGAAAGGCUAAACAGUGGUAGAGAGAGGGAGAGAUAACGAUGGAAGACACCUUGGAAUCAGGGUGGAGGUAUGCCUCCACUCAGGUCUGUGAUUCAUGACAUGCCAGCAGAUGACUUCGAGUUCUCUUCCAGAACCAAGUGUCAAAGGUUAGAGGGGCUCAUUUACAUGGGAGUUUAACAAAAUGGUGUCAAUUCACCAUGGUCCCUGCUGAUGCAGCCCCACAAAUCUAAUCCUAGUCUUUCCUGCAUGCCUUUGAGAGUCAGCCACUUGGUGUCAAGCUAAUUGAGGAUUACUCAUAGUUCUUCCAAACCUCAUCCAAUACACAGUUACGCAGGCAAGUAGCAAAAUUAUUUUACUGCUUUUAUAAUAUUCUGUACUACAAUCUUCCAUUUUAGGAAAGUAUCUUUAAGGGACUCUCAGAUAACAUUCAUCCAUGUGAUCUGCUCUUUGUUUCUAGAUCUUUGGAAGAUAUAGAUGUUCUUAAACCAUAUCCUCUGUAACAGGGUCAAGAAAAAGCCAUAAAACCCUCUUUUGUGGAUGGAAAAGCCAACUUCUAGCCAGCAACUGAGCCCAAACAUAUUCCGAUGACAUCUGCAGUUAUGAACUUCUUAUCUCUCUAUGUCCCUAGAAUGAAAUGACCAAAUACGCUUGAGCUUUCAAGCCAGGUGCAGCUUACCAUCUAGAUGAAAGAGAUUCUGGGUCCUUAGAACCCAUUGCUCGUCUUUCUUUCUCCUUUCCCCUUGUGUCCUGCUAUACCACGUGAUCACUCAAAUUAGUCUGAUAUUUGAGAUACAGCCAUUGCCAAAAAGUUUAUUAGAUUGUGAUUAGUCUUGUGGUUUAUUCGCUAGCCAGUGCACCCCUCCCCAUCCUAGUCUCUGAACAUGAUCACCAAAAUGAUUUCUGCAAGUAUCCUUAACUUUAACUGAAUGUUUAUGACCCUCCUGGAGUCUUCAAACUGGGGAAAGUUGUUAGGAUACUCUUUCCCCAUCCAAUUGCAAAGUGACGGUGGAUCUGUCAUACAUUUUACAUAUCAGCCACAGAUUCCCCUGUCCUCCCCCUCCCACCUACCUCUGCCUUCCCCCCAGCCCACCCCCCAUUCCCAUCUCUUCCAGGGCAAAGACUCCCCUGGGGAUUCAGCUCAACCUGGUAGAUUCAGUCCAGGCAGGUCCAGUCCCCUCCUCCCAGGCUGAGCAAAGCGUCCCUGCAUAAGCCCCAGGUUCCAAACAGCCAGCUCAUCCACUAAGGACAGGUCCUGGUCCCACUGCCUGGGUGCCUCCUAAACAGUUCAAGCUAAUCAAAUGUCUCACUUAUCCAGAGGGCCUGAUCCAGUUGAGGGCUCCUCAGCUAUUGGUUCAUAGCUCAUGUGUUUCCAUUCGUUUGGCUAUUUGUCCCUGUGCUUUUUCCAAUCUUGGUCUCAACGAUUCUCGCUCAUACAAACCCUUCUCUUUCUCGCCAAUUGGACUCCUGGAGUUUCACCUGGAGCCUGGCCAUGGAUCUUUGCAUCCAGUUCCCUCAGUCAUUGGAUGAGAUUUCUAGCACAACAGUUAGGGUGUUUGGCCAUCCUAUCACCAGAGUAGGUCAAUUCGGGCUUUCUCUCGACCAUUGCCAGUAGCCUAUUGUAGGGGUAUCUUUGUGGAUUUCUGGGGACCUCUCUAGCACUUUGCUUCUUCCUUUUCUCAUGUGGUCUUCAUUUAUCAUGGUCUCUUAUUCCUUGUUCUCCCUCUCUGUUCUUGAUCCAGCUAGGACCUCCCGCUCCCCUAAGUUCUCUUUCCCUCGAACCUUGCCCUUCAUUACCUUAUUUGUUGAAAUAUUUUAUCAUUUAUUAUAUUGAAUUUUUUAAAGAAAAUUGUUAGGAUAAUGCCUAGACAUACCGUUUUUCUGCUGUAUGUCAGUCUAUGAAUGGAACACCUUCUUUUUUUUUUUUUUUUUUUUACAAAAUUAGCUGAGUGUUCUGCUCCCCACCUCAGGCAUCCUUCAAAGAUGAUUCUUCCAACUUCCCUAUGUGCUGGUACACUCCUGCUCCUCAUAAAGCAAUGAGGUGAUUGCUUUCUUUUCUGCUUUCCCGUGCUGUUUUUGACCUAUAGAUAGAGUCACACCUAACAAUAUCAUUUUUUUUUUUCAGAGAAAGGAGGCAUUCCUAAGUGUCAAAGUCCUAACUGAGGUGAGGUUAGUAUUUUCUAACACAGGAGUAUCUGUUGAGAUCCAUUCAGGUGCAAGUGACAAAAGGUGACACUCAAAGGAUUUUUGUACAAUCAAAACAUUAUUAGCUCAUAUAACAGUAGGAUUCGAAGAAGAGACCCAUGUAGAUUGCUUAUUUCAGGAAUAUAAGACCCAAGACCCGUCUUGGGUUCUCUGAAUGUUAUCAGCACUCAGUAAAGCUGCAACAGGGUUGCACAGACUUUUCCUCAGAUAUUUAUACUGAGGGACAGAAACAGAGUAAGUCUUGCCUUAGGUUACUUUGUAAAGUCAAGGAACUCUUUCCUCAUCUCAGCCCCAGAAACCCUUCUUUUUGUCCCGUUGACCAAAGGUUAAGUUAGACAUCACUCUUGAACCAUUCACUGAAGAGUGUGGUUAUCACGACUGGCUUACAACAAAUACCCAGAGCUGUACCAUGUAAAAGCUAAUUAAUAACAAGUAUAGAAAAUCCUUUCCCACCAAAAUAUAGCACUUUGCUCUACAUCCCAGCCCUAUGAAGAUAUAACACCGGUAUGGGGACACAGAAGCCCAGAUAGCUUAAAUAACUUACCCAGAUCUGAUAGUUACUGAUGAAGUGGGUAUUUAUUCCCAGUUUUUCUGCCUCCAAAGGCAAAGUUUUUACCUCUCCCAUAUGAUCUAUAUUUAAUCCCUUUGACCUCCAUGAUACAGGCUUUUAGAGUAAUUCAAAGAUGUGUGAAACUUGGAAGAGAGCUCUCACAUCCAAGAAUAAGGUACCGUGCCCAGUAGAUGCUGUUCAGUUUCUUUCUGUCCAUUCCACCCUCUCUCUACUCCCCACACAACAGCCUUUCGUUGUCUGAAGAGAGCGAUGAAGAAAAGCCUGUGUAGCAGCAGAGCUUUGGCUGUGCUCCCUUCUUUAGGUCCACAGCAUUAUUAGAGGCUCAUAUAACCCAGUUUGCCUGAGUUGGAGUGGCAAAUUAAGUAACCGCUUUAAAUUAUAGAGUCUCAGAAAUCUGGAGGAUAUGGGAAAUAUGAAUAAGUUUACUGAUGGAGUUUAUAGUCAGCCCCAGAAAACACGACUUACCUCCUCAUGAGCCACUUGUUCCCUCCGACCAGCCUUCACCACUCCUGUCCACUCCGCUUUUCAGUCUUCUCUUGAAUUAGCUCCUUCAAAAUUGAUCCAUAGACCUUUACUACCCUUAACUCCAAUAGCCAGACAUCAUCCCCAACUACUCUUAUUGCUACACUUCAAGAUUUACAUCUUAGGGUCAGGGGCAGGAUGCUCUUCCUAGCUCCACCCCAACGAUAGCUUAGAGGACAAGCCACCAGCACCCAAAAUAUCCAUCUGAGUACCCAUCCUCCUCAUUACUUCACCUACUGGCACCUUUCAAUUCUUAUAGCAACUCUGCCCAAUGACAUUGGGUAUCUUGUGUGCUUCUAGUACUCUUGCAAAUAUUCUGCCUCGCUAAGGAAAAAAAAGUCCUUAAGUGUAAACACCCCAUUUUCUAAGUAUUUUGUAGAAUAGAAUGUAUAAAAUCUCUAAAUAAAUUAAAAAACAAAAUCAUACUUACGGUUAAGCUCUGGCUGACCCCAUGCAGAGUGGUCACUGGGAUUUUUUUUCCCCACGGAUUGAGUAGGCAGACAUAAUCUUGUUAACACCUCCAUUGUAUACAAGCUCUAGCAGAACUGAAUUUUCCAUCCUAAUUACUUUUGCUCUUCCUUUCUAUAUAUAAAAAAAGGGAACGUUUUCUCCCAUAGUGUCAUUUCUACCCCCUGCCAAUUCUAUGCCUGCCUUAUUAAAAGUCUUUUGAAUGUAUGGUCUACGGGGUGUUUGAAGUUGGGAUGGCAUUGCAGUGUCAAUGGAACACUCCAGUGUGAAUUAUAAGGGAAUAGUCAUGGAGGAGAUUGUACAGCAAGGUCUGCUUCUUCUGAGUCAUAAGCAUUAGCAUGAGCUGGGAAGGACGGGCAGUUCUUAACCACUCACCACUGCUUCUCAAUUAUCAAAAAGCAGGGCAUGUGAACAAUCUUGUGUGAACCUUUCAGUCGCUGACAUUCCUGUUGUGUAUUUACAUGCUUUCAUAGAAGAAACACAGGACUUGCACACCUUACCUCCCAGUGAGAACCAGUCACCCCAGUUUUACCAAGUAGUAUAUUUUUCUAUGUAUAUUUUCCCCAAGACAUUAGAUUUCAGUGUGUUUGGUUUUUCUUUUUUAUCAACACGUUAUUGUCUGAUUUCUUUAUCUUUAAAAAAAAAAUUCACUGGAUAAAGCUUGAAAUGUGUUUUGCAGGAGUGCCCCUGAGAUAUUUUUAAGAAAGCCCCCGGAUCAUUCUAACUCACUGUAGUAUGAAUUAUGAAUCCAAAUAACCUUUUAUAUUCAAAACAUCUACUAUUUUUCUAAGGAGGGAAUGAUUAUGAUUUUAUACGCAUGCAUUUAUUCACUGUUGCUCAACCCCCAUAUUUUAAAAUAAGCCAAUAACUCUCUUGAUAAAAAUUACCAUGUGACAUUUUUAAAAGGUCAAGAUUGCCUGAGAUUUUUGAAAUUCCCAAUGAUUUAAAUGCUUACAAGGUCCAAGCAUGCUUUAACUUUUUAAAAUAAGUUUUUGGUUUUCACCCCCAGGGCAGCAUUUUGUGCCAUUGUGAUGGACACACGAUGGCUGAUGUAACGUUGGUAUAUUAUUUAGGUUAAGGGGGAUGAAAACUUGGAGUGUACAGUGCUGUAUAAACACAAAUCCAACUGUUUUCAAGAGAAAAGCAUCGGAUUGAAGAUGGCUUUCUCAAAAUACUUCUCCUGGCUGCCUGUCAUCUCUGGAAAGUUCUUUCACUCCUCUUGAGUUCAACACGGGGGUUGAAUCUAUAGUACAGGCUUUCCACUCACGCAGGGGUGGGGGCUGGGAAAUCAAGUCUUCUUAGGCUAACGAAUGAGAAAUGACGAUGCUGCCGGCAGUGAUUCAAACACCUCUUUGGCAACUACUUCCCUGAAAACUUGACUGAAUCCAAACCUUAUCCAAACCUGCCAAUCAAGCGUCUGCUGCUUUCAUUCAGAGCAUCCUGUGUUAAAUGGCUGUGGCUUUCAAAGCAGGUGCUACAACACGUAGAAAGAAACACACACCUUCUGUUGCCUCUCAGCUAAGCUCACCAAACAUGUCAGAGGACAUUAAGUGGUUAGUUUGGUUUUUUUCCCCUUAUGUUUUUGAAUCUCCACUAACCAGUUUUGCGAUCUACCCUCCAGGCAAAUUUGAUUAAGCAACUCGUUAUCCUGAUUGGCAUUACACGGUUCUUGUAAAUAAAAGAACUCCUCUCUGGUUUUUGGAAGGCAAACUUCUUGCAUUGAAAAGAAACAAAUAUUUAAUGAUCUUUUACUCUUCGACAUGGUCUUUUCUUUCUAACAUAAGCUGGUGAUACUUUUUGUAUUCCUAUUGGACCACUAGCGAAAUUAAAUGGCAAGGAACCGUAUUUCUGAAAACCUGUAGAAAUUUUUUAAUGUAAUGGCGCAGGCUUGAACAGGUGCCAAGAAAGGGAAAGAUGGACUCCUUACUUUUAUAACUCAAGAUUUCUAUUUUGUAUCAAUAUAUGCUGCAUUUUCUGACUGAAAUGGCUGUCUGUCUCACAGGAUUUGUGAUCUUCUGUCGCUUUUUACAUUUGAAAUCAAAUUUCAUACAGUAAGCUUGUUUGUCCCUUUUUGUUUGGGAUUCGAUUAGAAUACUUUGUUUCAUUAAUUUCUUUUUUAUGUGAUAAAAAGCAAGUGACUUAUGCCUUCAUUAACUCAAAAGCUAUCUGUGGACAAAAUCCAUGAAGCCUGUAGACUGUGAUUUAUAUAAAUAAAAGGCAGAUCUCCCUGUAAACAGUGAAUUUGUGAAUAAGGAAUUGUUCAGUGGCCUCUGACUCCUGCCCCUUUGUCCCUUCAUGGCCUUCUUUCUAUUCUGAGUCAUCCAUCAAGUGAUUGUGUAUUCCUGUAAAAUACAAAAUCAAAUUACAUGCUAUCAGGUAUGGACACGAGAGACGCUUGCGCUCUCAAUUUCAGGACUCACAGCUACCCUCCCAGUCACGGGACUGUCCUUCACUCAGCCUUUUCGUUAACAGUGUGGCUUUGCUCUAAAACCCGGCGUUGUUUGCUUUGGUAGACAAGACUGGAACUGUUGCAGCAAAUGAAAGACAGAGAACACCUCUGAAAGGCCGGUGUCACAGGCCAUCAGCUCUGCUUGUAACUGCGAAACGUCUGAAAUGGAACUUAUUGCUGUAAAUAUGUACAAUUUAUGUCAGCUGAUUUCAAUAAAAAAAUAAAAAAAUCAAUUACAAAUGGCUACGUAUAAAAAGUUUCCUUUGUACUAUGUUUUAAAACACCCAAGACUCCAGGCAUAGCUUUCCACAAUUCUUUAGAACGUUUAGGAUUCUGAAUUUAUUGUUUGACAGCUUUUCUGGUAAAAACUGAUACAAAGAUCAAUCCCUGUAGGUAAAAUAGAUUCUUUGCAGAAUUAGUACAAAAAAAAAAAACUGGGAAACAAAAAGGCAGUACGUUAGUGGGAGUUUGUUUCUGCAUUACUUUUAAAUGCAUUCUUUAGGAAACAUGCCUUAUAAACAUGAACAGAUGGAGCAUUUCUGUGGUGGAUGGGGGGAAGGACAUGAACAGUUUCCUUGUACUAAAAUUGAUAUCUAACAGAAAGUCAGUAAGCAUCCAGUUGUGAGUGGCUUAUGUCAAUUUUUUUUCUUUUAUCUCUGCUGUACACAUGAAUACUAGAGCUGUCUGUUGGUCUUUCCUCAUUUGAAGACCUCUGAUUUCCAAACUCAUUCUCUCCCCUGAAAAACUGUUGACAAUAAAAUAAUGAACAGACUCAA
Peromyscus californicus insignis is the source of this 14948-nucleotide messenger RNA. It is a transcript of the gene Gabrb1, whose product is annotated as gamma-aminobutyric acid type A receptor subunit beta1. Gene Ontology annotation, biological process: regulation of membrane potential; monoatomic ion transmembrane transport; chemical synaptic transmission. Bases 447 to 1871 code for a protein of 474 amino acids. Gene Ontology annotation, cellular component: membrane; synapse; GABA-A receptor complex. Lineage: Eukaryota; Metazoa; Chordata; Mammalia; Rodentia; Cricetidae. The record is from RefSeq and is a predicted model, not a curated record. Gene Ontology annotation, molecular function: GABA-A receptor activity; neurotransmitter receptor activity; extracellular ligand-gated monoatomic ion channel activity. The transcript has 9 exons.